AUGGACGCUGCAGCUGACGACGGCGCCACCCUCCGCGACGUGCUGCUGCAGACCGUGGCGCGCCGCACUAUGGCACUCGGGAGCUUUUACACGGACCUGCGUCUCACCGACGAGCAGCUGCGUGGCGCGAAGGAGGAUGUGCGCCUUGCACGAACGUGGGAACAGCAACGGGUGUGCAGCGCAAUGCGGCGGGCCGAGCUGAACGCACAGCGGCAGGUGCUUCUGGAGUCGGAGCGGCAGGGCGCCGCGUCUGUCGCGAAGCAAAUGGGGGUGAGGGCGCGUGAGUUGCGUGCGCGGGCAAUGACAGCCCUCGAGGCGGAAGCAGCUGCUGCAGAGGCACUGCUGCAGGCUACGGAGCAGACCGACCAGCGACGGUUGCUACAGCAGCACAAUAACGCAGAGCGAUCAAUCGCCACCACCACCACCACCACCACAACUCCUGCUGCUUCUACGAAGACGAGGGAGAUGGCGUCCGUGCCGCGUGUGGUGCUGAACAUUGAUGUGGGCAGCGGUAGUAUUGACCGACUCGUGCUCCGUGACGGCGACGACGUAGACGAGUUGGCGGCGGCGUUUGUGCGCCGCCACGGACUGCCACAGCACACCGUCCGCAUCCUCGCAGCACAGGCACGGGAGGCGCUAGAGGAGCAGCAUCACUGA
Trypanosoma grayi is the source of this 657-nucleotide messenger RNA. RefSeq lists its product as hypothetical. Lineage: Eukaryota; Euglenozoa; Kinetoplastea; Trypanosomatida; Trypanosomatidae. The record is from RefSeq and is a predicted model, not a curated record. Bases 1 to 657 code for a protein of 218 amino acids. The transcript has a single exon.